Messenger RNA from Mucor mucedo, 852 nucleotides. Its product is annotated as inositol phospholipid synthesis and fat-storage-inducing TM-domain-containing protein. The record is from RefSeq and is a predicted model, not a curated record. The transcript is spliced from 2 exons. The coding region runs from base 4 to 774 and encodes 256 amino acids. Gene Ontology annotation, cellular component: endoplasmic reticulum membrane. NCBI's taxonomy places the organism in Eukaryota, Fungi, Mucoromycota, Mucoromycetes, Mucorales, Mucoraceae. Gene Ontology annotation, biological process: lipid storage; phospholipid biosynthetic process; lipid droplet organization.
CUAAUGGAAUAUUUAAAAAAACUACUGAAGCCUCAUCAGCUUGUAUCUGCUGUACUGUAUCCAGCCACAGUGUUUAUUGCCUUCUUAUAUGCUACCGUUGGCAAUCCACCAGAGACAUAUUUCAGCAACAAGAGAAAUGUCCUAAACCAGUUUUUUGUAAAAAUUGGUUGGUUCUGGGUGACCUUGGUUUACUUUGCAUACCUUUAUAAUGUAAGAUCGAAAAGACUUCAAAACACAAAUCAGUUUAUUCAAGGCACUAUUCGAUACGUUUUUGUCACUUUAUAUUGGUAUAUAAUGACCCAAUGGUUAUUUGGGCCCAGUUUCAUCGAUCGUGUUUAUGUACUGACCGGAGGUAAAUGCUCAAGUUUAGUACAAGACGACUUUAAGGCAUCUGCUCAAUUAGCCAAUGUAUUUCAACAACAAACUUGUCGACGUCUGGGAGGUCAAUGGGAAGGAGGACACGAUGUUUCGGGACACUGCGUAAUGUUAAUUCACGCAAGUUUGUUCUUUUGGGAGGAAUUAAGCUGGAUGUUUUAUAACUUUACUGCAUUUGUGGAAAUGAAGGUACGUGAUAGAGCUCAAUAUUGGUCUAUCGUCUCUGUUUUGGCCAUUGCCAGUAUUUGGUGGUUUAUGCUCUUUAUGACUGGCGUAUAUUUCCAUGGGCAUUUUGAAAUUUUGUCGGGUGCGAUAUUUGGUGUGUUAGGUUGGGCCACUUUGUAUUUGGGCGUUUUCCCCAAGAUUCCAGCUAUUGGCGUGCCAUCCAUAUACCUAUAAAUAAAGGGAAUUUUUACAUGUUUUUAGAAGCCACUGCAAAUCUAAAAGUCAUCCGAAUUAUGUAUAUUAUUUCGCAGU